ACAGCGGUAGGACGGAGAAGGCAAGAGGAGGACUGGCUGGGAAAAGAGGUGCUGUCUUUCCUAGUAGGAAGCUGCCAUGGCUUCCCUGAGUGUAAAGCCAGGCCAGAGGUAUACACUUAGAGACUGGAAUACCAGUCGUGAACUCCUUGUGACCAAUGCUGAGCGCCAGCGCUUCGCCUCUCACCAGAUCAGACAGGAGGGUCGGGCCCUUCGCAAUGAAACAAACAACCAGACAAAAUGGGACGAGCACGACAACCGCACACGUCUCAACGAGAGGAUCGAGUGUGUCGGUCAAUGGAAGGAAACCUUGGACAAAUACCUGACAGAUGUUGAUAUGGAAAUCAAUGCCUUAACCCAGAUGAAGGAACAGGCAGAGCGUGCCCUGCAGGCUAAGAACUUGCCUCUGGAUGUGGCUAUUGAAAAUCUUACUCUUCGGGAGAGUCGCCGAGACAUUGAUGUGGUGAAGGACCCUGCUGAGGAUGAGCUGUACAAAGAGGUGGAGGUGAUCGAUGCCACUAAGAAAGCCCUUCAGCAGAAAGUGAGCGAGGCCUUUGAGCAGCUCUGCCUAUUGGAGGAGGCACGUCAACAACUGAACUUUGACCAUCGGGCGAAAAUGGAAGCCCUAGAGAUUGACCGGACCUGUGUUUCUCUCAACAUCAAUUCUCCCAAUAUCUCAUACAAAGUCAAUCCUACCCGAGUGCCAAUUGGAUCGUUGAGUCCAGAGCAAUGGGAUCAAUGCAGCCAAUACAACAGGGACCGAGCAGAGGCUGAGAUGAAAGCAUCCUCUGAGUUGCGGGAGGCUGUAGCACUCACCAUUUCCCAGACUGACAACGAACUGGAAGCUCAGCGUGUGGCUACUGAGUUUGCCUUCCGGAAGCACAUCCAUCAAUUGGAGAAAGCUCUCGACGAAUUAAGAUGGCAGCAGAAAAAUACCUUGGAAGAAAUUGCUGAAAUGAAGGACGACAUCAGACGUCUUGAAGAAGAUCUCCGAAACAAAGUGUCGAAUCUGAAACUGGCUCAUACCCGCCUGGAGACCCGGACCUACCGCCCAAACAUGGAGCUCUGCCGUGACCAGGCUCAGCAAGGAUUGACAGAUGAAGUUCAUCAGCUGGAAGGCACCAUUGCUGCACUUAAGCAGAAGCUGGCACAGUCACAGGAUGCUCUCGAUGCUCUCUACAAAGACCUGUACCGCAUCCAGGAGGACAUUAAAAUCAAGUCCAACUCCUUGUCCCUGGAUAACAAGUGCAUUGAUGGUAGACGCAAGCUCACGGUCCCUGCUGAGAAAUUUGUACCUGAAGUGGACACCUUCAACCGAACCACCAACCGCACCCUCUCAGCCCUCAAGAGCCGUCAGUUGGAGCUGGCAUAGGAUAAGGACAUGGGUUGUUUGAUCCCAGACUCCCCUGAGUAAUGCUGAAUAAAUUCUUGCUUUGGAAAAUGAACAUCACAGUCCUUUGCAAUGUCUAAUUUUCAUGCCAAGCCAAGCUGAAAUUUAUGUUGCAUCUGAAUGAUGCACAUUUUCUCACCUGCUCCUCAUACCCAAGCUGUGUUUUCUCAAAGGAUUUCUAGGUCCUCCAACGUGACUAUGGUCAGCAAAAUCAAUUUUCUACUGCCUCCUCCCCCUCCUCACCCCACCCCCCAAAAACCCCAUAAAGGAGUCUGGCAAUUGUUGAAUGAUAGAUAGGUGUUAUAUGUUAUGUGUGGUUUGAAUGGAGUUUGCAUGAGUUGCUA
Messenger RNA from Sceloporus undulatus (fence lizard), 1731 nucleotides. RefSeq names its product tektin-2-like. Bases 77 to 1369 code for a protein of 430 amino acids. Gene Ontology annotation, biological process: cilium movement involved in cell motility; cilium assembly. The record is from RefSeq and is a predicted model, not a curated record. Gene Ontology annotation, cellular component: microtubule cytoskeleton; nucleus. The transcript has a single exon. Lineage: Eukaryota; Metazoa; Chordata; Lepidosauria; Squamata; Phrynosomatidae.